UCCCGAGGUGCUGGCUUUAGGAACAGAGGGUUCAAAAGUACUUCAUGUCAAUCAGUAAUUACAGUACGGCGCAAAUCCAACAUAUACAGGAUAACAAAGUACCAAACUGUGCAUAACCAUCCAUGCACAGCAAGUUUCAUGUCCAUUGAUGUAUCUAGACGUCGGUUAUCACCACAAGAAAUGGCAGUUAUACAACCGUUCAUUGAAAGGAAUACUGAUGUCCAUGAAGUAAUGGAUUUAGCGCAUGAUAAAUUUGGCAAAGCCCUGCUGUAUGAUGAUAUUAAAAACAUGCGGGCUAGGAUGUAUAAACGUAAGUCGUAUGAAAAUAAAUGGUGCAGUAGAAUAGAAAUCGGCAGUUUGGAAGACCUGCUUCAUCGACUAAGACAGACAGGUGCAGUUAGUGUUCUGCAUGACAACGCAGGCUUUGUAUCUAAAAUUAUUUUCGCUCGCAAUGAUAUGAUAGACUUGUAUCAUAAGUUUCCAGAAGUAGUUGGAAUUGAUUGUACCUAUAAAACGAAUAAGAUGGGAUGGCCUUUAUAUCAGUUUGUUGUGACUGAUGGAUUCGGAAGAGGAAGGACUGUUUUGUUUGCUCUGACUAGGAGAGAAAAGUUUGCAGAUAUCAAGGAGAUAUUGCAGACAUUUAAGAGAUUUAUGACUGAUACAUCAAAAACACUAACAUUCACUGUCGACUGUGCAACUGCACAGAUUAACGCUUUAAAGGAGGAAUUCCCUAGGUGCAGUAUUGUUUUAUGUCUUUUCCAUGUAUGCCAGGCAUUCCGAAGGAAGGUAAGCUGCAUUCCCAUUAACUACCUUAGCGAGAACAGUUCCCAAAUAAACUUGUUAAAAAGUGGUUGUAUCGAAUGGCGCACACGCGCAGUUACAACAGGUAGGUUAACAAAUCGGAAUUUAUUGCCAAAGGUUUUGGACUUAUCUAAAUAUCAUUAGUGUUAUAGACGCUGAGGCUGGUGCUUACAUUAGAGGGUACUGGCUAAGAACAAGGA
Molecule: messenger RNA, 1001 nt
Organism: Trichobilharzia szidati
Lineage: Eukaryota; Metazoa; Platyhelminthes; Trematoda; Strigeidida; Schistosomatidae
Source: the annotation of a GenBank genome assembly